GGAUUGGAAGCUUUUAGAAUGACAUCACCUCCAUUUUCCUUUCCAGACCAGACCAUGUGGCUAAACCCCUUCCAUGGGACUCCCUUCUAAGUCCUUUCGUCUUCCUCCUCUUCCACGCCUCCCUUGUCUCUUCUCUUUCCUUCUGGCCAUCUCUCUCUUCUCCCUCACUGCAUUCGUCUUUUAUAAGUGGGUGGAUGAUGUCGUCUCGCAGACUAAAACAGUAGUGGGGCACAAUUUGAAACCAACGCCAUGGCACAUAUUUCCGCUCAAGACGUUCGACGAAGAAACUCGGCAAGCUCGAGCGUACAAAAUCUUGCAAUGCUCUUUCCUUACUUGCGGUUACAGGUCCGAUACCAGUUACCGACGACAUCGUCUGGCAAAGGCGGCCCCUGAAACCACCGAGAAGUGCCCGGAAUUCUUCGGGGCGAUCCACCGAGAUCUUCAACCUUGGGCUGAAACGAGGAUUUCGAAGGCUCAUUUGGAGGCAGCUCAGAAGUACGCGGCUUUCAGGGUCGUUAUUGUUGGGGGAAAGCUUUAUGUUGAUUUGUACUAUGCUUGCGUGCAGAGCAGAGCCAUGUUCACUAUCUGGGGUUUCUUUCAGCUUCUUAGGAGGUACCCUGGGAUUGUGCCUGAUGUUGAUAUGAUGUUUGAUUGUAUGGACAAACCAACAAUUAGUCGGACACAACACCAAUCGAUGCCUUUGCCUCUGUUUCGGUACUGUACCAGCAAGAACCACUUUGACAUCCCAUUUCCUGACUGGUCUUUCUGGGGCUGGCCAGAGAUAAAUAUUAGGCCAUGGCAGGAGGAAUUCCCGGACAUCAAAGAAGGUUCACAAUCUUUAAGUUGGAGAAAGAAAGUGCCACGGGCUUACUGGAAAGGAAACCCAGAUGUUUCAUCACCUAUUCGAACUAAAUUGCUCAAAUGUAAUCAUUCUAGGAUGUGGAGAGCACAAGUUUUCCGUCAGGAUUGGGGUGAAGCUGCUAGAAGUGGUUUUCAGCAGUCAAAACUUUCAAAGCAGUGUAAUCACCGGUACAAGAUCUAUGCUGAAGGUUACGCAUGGUCUGUGAGUCUGAAAUAUAUUCUCUCGUGUGAUUCGGUUGCACUAAUAAUAUCACCUCGAUAUGAAGACUUCUUCAGUCGAGGGCUUAUUCCACGGGAGAACUUCUUGCUUAUUGAUCCUCUACAUCUAUGUCCAGCUAUAAAGGAUGCAGUUGACUGGGGCAAUGAACAUGAGAAUGAGGCAGAGGCUAUAGGAAGAAGAGGGCAGGAGUUAAUGGAAAGCUUAAGCAUGGAUCGGGUUUAUGAUUACAUGUUUCACCUUAUUUCUGAGUACUCAAAGCUCCAAGACUUCAGGCCAACCCUACCAUCGACCGCCAUGGAAGCUUGUGCAGAAUCGCUGCUAUGCUUCGCUGAUGAAAAGCAGAGGAACUAUCUCAACAGAUCAAUGGCCUUCCCUUCACAGACUCAUCCCUGCACCCUGCCCUAGUGUACAGAAUGAUUAAAGACGACUAAGUCAGAAGGGGACCCGAAGUUGUGGACCACUCAAGAAUGGACAAAUAAACAGAGGGCAGACACAUUUAAUGGCGCUGCAUUUAUUGGUGGUAUACGAGGUACAGUGAAAAUAAGUCAUCUACCGCUUCCUACUGUAAAUUUUAAUUCUCCUGUCUGGUCAUUUGGACGAUUUGGUUUGUUCGUUUGGCAUCAAAAUUUCUUUUUCCUUCCCCGCCAUGGAAGCUUGUGCAGAAUCGCUGCUAUGCUUCGCUGAUGAAAAGCAGAGGAACUAUCUCAACAGAUCAAUGGCCUUCCCUUCACAGACUCAUCCCUGCACCCUGCCCUAGUGUACAGAAUGAUUAAAGACGACUAAGUCAGAAGGGGACCCGAAGUUGUGGACCACUCAAGAAUGGACAAAAAACAGAGGGCAGACACAUUUAAUGGCGCUGCAUUUAUUGGUGGUAUACGAGGUACAGUGAAAAUAAGUCAUCUACCGCUUCCUACUGUAAAUUUUAAUUCUCCUGUCUGGUCAUUUGGACGAUUUGGUUUGUUCGUUUGGCAUCAAAAUUUCUUUUUCCUUCCCCGCAUAACAACAAUAAAAGUUCAGCCUUUAGAGCAUCUGAGUGAUAUUGUCAUUUCUCAUGGACACACUGAGGCACGUAAUCGCAGUAGAAUAGAUUCUUACCGUUGUUCUUUUCUCUUUGCGCACGUUGUUUGUCUCACUUGUUGUUGUCUGCUUA
Messenger RNA from Neltuma alba, 2231 nucleotides. Its product is annotated as O-glucosyltransferase rumi homolog. Lineage: Eukaryota; Viridiplantae; Streptophyta; Magnoliopsida; Fabales; Fabaceae. Bases 74 to 1486 code for a protein of 470 amino acids. The record is from RefSeq and is a predicted model, not a curated record. The transcript has 6 exons.